AGUACGAAGACGAAAAGAGAGUCUUUCUGAAUUAUUAUAAGAGCUUCUAACAUAGUAAAAUUCGACGAAUAAACCAAACAUAUCAUGCUUUGAUCGUUUCAAGUAUAUCUGAUCGGACGUUUAGCUGGACCGGGGAGUAUUACAAUUGCAAACCAGGAGAUGGAGGCUGUGUUUGAGGACUCGGAGGUGCGUCUGGUGGAAGAGGUGGAGAGCUGUUACUCGUCGCUGGAGGUUCCGUCACCCAAGAGGAGGAGGAAGCCUAAAGGCCACGCAGAACGCCUCGACAAAACCAAGAAACCCAGGUCAGCGUAUCUGCUGUACUACUUUGACGUGCACCAGCGUCUGCAGCAGGAGCACCCUGACCUGCCGCAGUCGGAGAUCAACAAGCGCAUCAGCGAGAGCUGGCGCAGGCUCAGUGUGGCCGAUAAGGCUUUCUAUCUGGACCGGGCCCUACUGGAACGGGACGGACUCACGCAGAGAGCCGUCUCUGCGGUGGCGUCCCAGGAUGUUCCAGGGUUCCGGAGGAUUCUCCCGCGGGCGAGCUUCGUGCUGCUGCCCAAAGGCGGCGUGCUGGACGAGCAGGCGGGCGGGGCCGUGGAGGUGUGUGUGGACGACGGCGGCGGUGGCGGCGGUGUGUGUGGUGAGUCUCCACUCUUCUCUCCGAUGGCGCUGGGCAGCGAGGUGGAGCUGGCCGAGCAGAGCGUCGCCAUGGAGAUGCCGAGGGAUGACACAGCUGCCGCCAACGCUUCUGUCGCUGUGGCAACGCUGCCUCAGCCACACGCUCUCACACACACGCUGACCAGCUGCCCCGUCAAGGAGCAGGAGGCCACACCCACCACUGCAGUUGGCAUGGUGAUGGAGGAGGGCCUGUUGAAGACAGACUCCACCCACCUGGUGGCCAUCAUACCCAAUCAGAACCUUCUGGAGAGCAAGGUCAUGACCCCCGCCAGCUCCGUGCUCAUGCUGCCCCUCAUGUCCAGCGUGGAUGCCGCCCCCACGCCGGCCGUCAAACUGUCCAUAAAGUACACCCGGAGAGGGAGGGGUAGUUGCCACACGCCAGGCUGCCCCUUCACCUACGUCACGCGGCACAAACCGCCCCUCUGCCCCCUCUGUGGGCUACACCUGGGGGGCAAGUGGAUCGCUGUGGGGAAGAAAGACUCCGAUAAAGCAGGUGCGCUGCCUAGCAACGACAAGCCAUCGCCAUGGACACCACAGAAGGACACACCCCCUCCCUCCGCACCACACUCACAAGAGGCGGAGCCAGGGGCGGGCCUUAGCGCCCAUCAGAACUCUGCAGCUAACGCUAAGCAACGCCAGACCAUCGUCCGGUUGCCACGGGAACGGCGGGCACCCACCCAGCCACCAGAGGGUGCUGGCGCAGAGGGCACGGAGAGUGUGGAGGGCGCCGAGCAGAACGCCACCAGUGCCACCGCCGCCAUCACGGCCACCAGGCAUAGCACCGCUACUGAGGGCCGCGGCAGGAGAGCCUCCAGUGGACGCUCUCGAGGGAGAGCCAGAAGUGUGGGUACUGGACAGAAGCGUCCUGUGAGAGCAAUACUGCCAGCUCCCACCAAAGCAGUCCCUUCCCCGGCUACUGUAGUCCAGUUCAUCACUGUCCCUUCUUCCAACAAGCCCAAGGUUGAAGUUAAGAACAGCAGCACCAUUAAAACAGUAAAAGUCCCCUGUGAAAUAUCUGGCCUGAAACCCAGUACACUGAAACAGCUUGGGCACACCCUACCUUCCCCAACCCCAGAGCAGAAGCCUGCGUCCCGUCUGACCGGUGGUCAGUUUAUCAUAACGGAAAACAGCCUGAAGAUGCUGUCCAUGGUCCCCUUCAAACAGAACACUGGCGCCAACCUGGACCUGGGCCUGUCGACGGCACGUGGCCGUGGUCGUUGUAAGAACCCUGGAUGCGACUACGUCUACAAGAACCGUCAUAAGCCCGCCCACUGCCCCGCCUGCGGCUGGGAACUCAGCAAGAACCCCGCGCGCAAGAGCAAAGCUAUGGCUGCUGAGGACUGCAGAGGUGAUGCAGAGUGUGUGUUAGACCCAUACACUCCUCUGACGGCGGCGCAGAGGGACGUCCAGAGACAGAACACACUCCAGUUGCUACGGCAAUGCCUACAGAUUCCAGAGAGCGAGGGAGAACUUCAGGAUACACUCACACUCAUCCAGGAGCUCAACAACACACAGGUGGUGGUGUCCUCUACAGAUGAGCAGCUGAGUGCUCAGCUCCAGAGCAGCUGGCCACGAUUCUACGAGUCGCCCGCAGAACACUGCAGCCUCUGUCAGUUCCCUCUGUUUAAAGGAGGACAGAGCUCUGUGGCAGGGCAGGAGGACUGCUGGUUACUGACUGAAUCUCAUCUGCAGACGGCCUCCAUUCAGCUGAAGAUUUGCACCAACACACAGUGCCUGGCCCUACACAGCCUCAUCGAUAUUCACCCAGGUCUGUUUAACGUGGGGAAUAAGCUGCUGGUGAGUCUGGAUCUGUUCUUUAAGAUCCGUAACCACCUCAGACUAGGCCACGACCCAGCACAAGCUGCUGUCGCCAUAUUGCAGAACGUCCAGAACCAACCAGUGAGUACGCUGAGUGGUUCGGAGCUGUCUGAGUUGGUGUCGUUGGUGCUGGCUGGCUACUGGGCGUUUGAGAGCCUGACGCUGCGCGACUACAACGACAUGAUCUGCGGGGUGUGUGGCGUCGCCCCCAGAGUGGAGAUGGCCCAGCGGAACAGCAACAACACACUGCUGCUGCGCAAUGUGGAGUUCACGUGGCCUGAGUAUGCCGUGUCUGAUGAGGUUCAGGUCGAUGACUUCUGGUUGACGAUGGAGAACGAGGCGCUGGAACAGGCCGCCUUCCCCUCCAGUCCACCAAUCACGCGCUUCGACGCCUCCAUCAUCGCCCCCUUCAUCCCGCCCCUCAUGAGGGCAGCUGCCGUCAUCAACACCGAGAAGGACAAGAGCAACACACACACACCUGCAGGGGACACCUCCACUCUUGUGCGUCUGAUCCAUGAGGGCCUUCUGAAGCCAGAGCAGAUGCAUGAACACACACCAGAGGAACUGCAGAGUGUGUUAGAGCGCUGUGGAGCUCCCACAACAUCCAACAGCACCCAGGAGGAGCUGUUGGAGAGUGUGUGUUCCCUGUACACACACAUCCAGAGCGGCCAGCUGACCGGCCCCCCUCCUCCCUCUCACUUGACCGCAGGCAGGCUUAGUAAAGUCUGUCCUCACCAGGUGGUGUGUGGCAGUAAGUAUCUGGUGCGUAGUGAGAGUGCUCGGGACCAUGUGGACCUGCUGGUGUCGUCGCGGUUCUGGCCGGUGGUGUACGUGGCGGACUGUGGCCAACAGGUGGCGCUGUGUACGGAAGCACUCUACCCCCCACUGGCCCACAGCAUGUGGGGACACAGGCAGGGGGGGGUCACCCACACACUGGACACACAACAGCCGGUGUCGUGUGAGGAGCUGCAGGAUCAUCUCCAGAACUCCGAGCCGCCGCUGUUGGACCCGUCCAGUUUGGACUCCUCCCCCUUGCACCCCCUCACACACUCCACCUCUCGCUGGGUGCUGCAUCCCCCGACACACACACACUCACACUCACACCGCUCCACAGACGCCUGCCCUGAGCUGCAGCCCUACCUUAGCCCCGCCCAGGAGGAGGGGUCAGACGAGGAGGCCACGCCCCCAGGUGCUCUACAGGACCAGGAAGUGACCUUUGAGAACGCCGCAUUCUACUUCCUGUACAACCGGCUGCUAGACUUCCUGUGGAGCCGUGAGGUGGUGAACAGGCAGAUCUCACAGGUGCUGCAGAGCUGCGGAGCAGGAGAGGUGGUGAUCAGGGACGCCCUCUACAGGCUGGGAGUAGCACACAUCAACGCCCAGCACGAGGACACACAGGAGGAGGAGACGCAGGAGGAGGAGAGGGAGUGAGAUGGAGAGAUGAAGAGAGAGAGAGAGGGAUAGAGAGUGAGAAAGUGAGAGAUGGAAAGAGAGAGAGAGGAAGAGAGAACAGCAGAGAAAAGAGAGCGAGAUACACAGGGCUCUUCCCAACCCUCUCUCCUCGGUCCUCCGGCUCGUUCCCACUGAUCUAUAAGGAACACUGGAUAGACCAUCCCAUUGAUGCCGCCCCAUCAUCAUUAAGAGAUCAGUGGGAACGAGCCGGAGGACCGAUGACCGGAUUGAGAAGAGCCUAUAGAACAGCAGAGAGAGAGAGAGAGAGAGAGAGAGAUACACAGUAUAGUCGAGAGAAAGAGAGAUGGAGACGUAGACCAAGAAAACCAAGAGUGACACACACACCAACAGAGCAACAGAAAGUGAGAGAUGUAGUAACACAACACACAAGGAACCAUAUAUAGACAGAGUGAGAGAAGCUGUGUGUGUGUGUGUGUGUGUGUGUGUGUGUGUGUGUGUGUGUGUGUGUGUGUGUGUGUGUGUGUGUGUGUGUGUGUGUGUGUGUGUGUGUGUGUGUGUGUGUGUGUGUGUGUGUGUGUGUGUGUGUGUGUGUGUGUGUGUGUGUUUGUGUGUGAAUGCAAGGGGUGCAGUGGAUAAGGGAGAGGAUAGUGUGAGAGAGGGUGGAGAUGGCGAAGUGGGGUGUGUGUGUUUUGAUGCUUUUGCUCUGAAGGCCCUAAAGAGAUUAGUCAGUAGAAUCAAAUGCUGCCGUUUAUCUGUGAAGCGGGAAACAGCAACUCAUACCGGAAGACAGGUGUGUGUGUGUGUGUGUGUGUGUGUGUGUUGCGUGUGUGUGUGUAGUAUCUGCUUUUGAAAAGGCGAGUGGAGGGGAGAGUAAUUCUCCUCUGUGGCCAGCAGGUGGCAGUAUAGCACUGUGAGAGAUACAAGGCAGAUGGGGCAGUGGUCAGUAUACAGGAGAGGUGGAUCAUGUGGAAAGGAACUCUUCAUUGGUGUGUGUGUGUGUGUAUUUAACUAUAUUUAAGUGUGUUUGGAAACCUGACUGUGUAUUAGUAUGUUGCACACAUGGUUAUUUUGGUGGUUUUACAGACACAUUAACUUAACACAACCAGCAGGUAAUUGUCACUCAUUGUGUGUGUGUGUGUGUGUGUGUGUGUGUGUGUGUGUGUGUGUGUGUGUGUGUGUGUGUGUGUGUGUGUGUGUGUGUGUGUGUGUGUGUGUGUGUGUGUGUGUGUGUGUGUGUGUGUGUGUGUGUGUGUGUGUGUGUGUGUGUGUGUGUGUGUGUGUGUGUGUUUUAGUAUUCAUAUUCAGGAGUUAUCAUUAUAUGACAAGUGGCCUGUGACUGAAAGUGCUGAUGGGAUAUGCAGUUUAUGUGUCUGUUGUCUCACCUGUUGGAUUCCAGCAGGCUUUGUGUGUGUGUGUGUGUGUGUGUGUGUGUGUGAAAGAGAGUAUGUUUGUUAAUAUUUUAAUUAAUAAUGUACAAUAUACAGUACUCUCUGAAUGUAAACAUGGACUUUGAUCUCCGAAAUUGCCUACACACUUGUGUGUGUGUGUGUGUGUGUGUGAGAGAGAGAGAGAGAGAGAGAGAGAGAGAGAGAGAGAGAGAACCAGAGUGGAUCAUAUAAAUGUCUUGUCUUGGAUGUUGAA
This is a messenger RNA of Sardina pilchardus (European sardine), 5550 nucleotides long. It is a transcript of the gene hmgxb3, whose product is annotated as HMG box domain containing 3. Bases 160 to 3927 code for a protein of 1255 amino acids. The transcript has 23 exons. The record is from RefSeq and is a predicted model, not a curated record. Lineage: Eukaryota; Metazoa; Chordata; Actinopteri; Clupeiformes; Clupeidae.